AUGGAAGAUUUUUUCACAUUGGCUGGUGGUUUAGUAGAACAGGCGGAGGUAUGGCAAUACAGUGAGGAAGAUGCAGACAGGAUACAGUGGGCAUCAUCCACAUCUGAUUUACCUAAUACUACGUCCCUGAAGGAUAUAUACUUUGAAUUACUGAGACUAAGGAAACGGGAGACUGAUCUAGACCUACAUGGUCUUUUUUUGUCUGAAUAUCACCGCAAGUUGCAAAUCCCACGGGGUUUUCGUGUCAAGAAUAUCCCCACUAUUGGUAGAUUAAAGCCGCAGGUCUGCAAGCGUUGGAUUUCAGUUUUGAAUAAAUGUUCAUUGGACCUUAUGCUCAUCAUCAUUGAGGAUGUCAGAGAGGACCUAACUCAGGUGAGGAGAAGGAUCUCUGAAUUAGAAACAAGGCAGGCAGUAUUACUAUCAGCACCGGAAUCUGCAUCAACUUUAUUAAAACUGGAGGAUAACAUUAAGAAUUACAAGACAGACCUUGUUAGGUUUAAAAGAGAAAAACAGGAAAAGGUGACAGCUGAUUAUAAGGAGCAUCGUGUAUAUAGAUGGCUCAGUGGGAAGUCUGAUGUACCAUACUUCAUCAAGAAACGCAGACCUAUUCGUAAACCUAGACAGUAUACAAUAGAUAAAACCUCAGGAGAAUCCACCUCUGAGUCAGAGCUAGUGCACGAUUCAUUUCCAGUACGCAAACCUGGUAGCACAUCAGGUAUUGCACAACCUUUUUUAGAGACGGCAUCGGCAGAGGAAUUUCCUAUACGGACACGCUAUCAGUACAGACAUGUAACAUCAGGCGGAGACACAUUACUAGACGUGGCCAAAAGGGGCGCACCUUCUGGGGCAAGAGGGAGGCCACCCCGUCAACAGAGAUAGUCCCAAUUUUCAAUCUAUCUUCUAGACCCCUGACAUCGGAUGAAGUCCAAAUACUUAGUAGAGGAUUGUCAUUUGUCCCUACUUCUGGACCGAAUUCCCUGGAUUGGGAAGUGGAAUUAUACAAAUUUGGUCGGUCUUUGAGAUUGAAGGACUUUUUCAAGACUAAAACUACGGAUAUUGUCAACCCCAUGCAAAAGUUUCAAAAUAAAAGUACAUUUGAUCCCAUGCCCAAUCAGGCCUCUAUUAAAUCCUUUCUACGCUCAGUGCAUAAAGAGUCCACUGACCAUUUAAAGCAGAAUAAUCCACAUCAUUCAAAUUGUACCAAGAAUGAUUGGGGUAUUAUCAAAUCAUUGGCUGCCGAUAAAGAGAUUGUAAUCAGACCAGCCGACAAGGGGGGCGGCAUUGUCAUCCAGAACUAUUUGGAUUACCGCUCUGAAAUUUUAUCACAAUUGUCGGAUCAUAACACUUAUGUCAAAUUAUCUAAGGACCCUACAGAUCAAGUGAUCAAUCAUAUUGAGAAUUGCUUAACAAGAGGGUUGCAUUCUAAUUACAUUUCUAUGGAAUUAUACCAAUAUCUUCAAUCUUCUACACCUAGAACCCCUGUGAUCUAUACCUUACCUAAGGUCCACAAAAAUAUGGAUAAACCCCCAGGUCGCCCCAUUGUUUCGGCAAUUGGGGGCGUCCUGGAACCUUUAGCCAAGUGGCUGGAUUUUUUAUUUAAAGAAUCCAUCGAACACCUUUCAACAUGUAUAAAGGAUACUCCGAGCUUUGUGAAGUUACUAUCUGAGACUAUAUUGCCCCCUGGACCAGUGGUCCUAUUGACGUGCGAUGUGUCAAGUCUAUACACUGUGAUACCUCAUCAAGAUGGAAUAGAUGCAAUGAGAUCGAUACUGUCUCAGUCCAGGUACUACACAGGACCUCCUAUAGAGUUUACAUUGGAACUCUUGCAGAUAGUCCUUUCCCAGAACUACUUUAGGUUCGAGACAAAUUGGUAUAGACAAAUUGCUGGGACAUCCAUGGGGGCAGCCAUGGCACCCAUGUAUGCUAAUGGGUACAUGUUUUGUUUUGAAACCAGACAUAUUUUGGAACCCUAUCAAGGUCGUAUCCUAAAGUAUGCCAGGUAUAUCGAUGACAUCUUUAUGUUGAUCACGGGGUCCAUAUCUGAAGCAAAAGAGAUGGUUCGAUCUAUCAAUUCAUGUAACAACAACAUCAAAUUGACGGCAGUGAUGGAUGAAAUAUCUGUUGAUUUCUUGGACAUCAGAGUACUGCGUGAGGGGACGAGCUUGGCUUACACCUUAUAUUCCAAGCCGACGGACCGUAAUACAAUACUCCAGGCCAGUAGUUUUCAUCCUGGUCCAUUGAAAAAUUCACUACCCUACUCGCAAUUUUUGCGAGUCUUGAGGAACAACUCAGAUCCGAAAAGAGCCCAAGAACAAUUGGGCAUGAUAUGGGAGAAAUUCCGACAACGAGGUUAUAUGAGCAAGAUACUACAAAAAGCUCUUGAUCGAGGGUUGGCUACAGUUGGUACUCCUGUUCUGAAAACUCAGAACAAUAGAUUGAUUUUCCCUACUAUAUUUACUACAUCAUCCCUCAAAUUUAAACAAAUUAUUGAGGACAACUGGAGAGUAUUAAGAAAUGACGUGACAUUACCUCCAAUAUUUCAGAAUCCUCCUAUGUUCUGUUACAAAAGGAAUAAAAACCUGAGAGAUUUGUUAGUUAAUACCGAUCCAUUUCACUGCUAUUCAAAGGAUAGUACUCCACAGAAUUUGGGGUGUUAUCGCUGUCUAGGAUGUGUUACCUGUGGACACAUUAUCCCUGGAAAGACAUUUACACAUCCUCAUACAGGUACAAGUUUUCGAAUACAACACCGGCUAACCUGCACUAGUGACUUUGUGAUUUACAAGCUUAUGUGCCCUUGUGGCUUAACUUAUAUUGGAAAAACUGACCUACCAUUGAGGGAACGAAUCCGGAACCACAGGUCUAGUAUAAGAACAGCAUAUAGGGAUCACAAGUCAGAGCUACCAGUAGCGAAGCACUUUCUUGAACUAGGACAUACUUUGCCAUCUAUGAAAUUAAUGGCUAUCGAUCAUGUCCCUUUGCCUAGAAGGUGUGGCGAUCAUAAGAAGAUGCUCCUACAACAUGAAUUGUUUUGGAUAAGAACAUUACAAACGGUCCAUCCCGAUGGAUUAAAUGAAAAAUAUUCAUUAUCUGUGUUCUUGUGAUUUUGGCUAUAUAUAACCUGAUGUAUACUGAAAUUGGAGAUGGGGGCUCACCCGUGGGGUUAAGCCACCUCCAUGUAUAUUCAGUUUUGAGGAUGGUUAUUUUCCCUUUCUUUUCGGAUUUUGAAGUUUUUACCGGUCCACAUAGGACUACAACAUGGGUGCCCACCUUUUUGGGUGGAGUCACCACAUGUGUUCCUCACUGUGGGAUCCGGUUCUAUUCAUGAUUGUCUCUUGAGGUGAUAGGAUCCCAUUAUUAGUAUUUUACCUAAAAUAUGUUGGAUUCCAGCUGGUGACAGCAAUAUCUUUGUGCUUAUGAGGUGAUAUACUUUGGAGACCGGAUGAUAUGAAGUUGGGUAAUGAUGCCCACCCGGUGGGAUAGGCAUAUUCCCUUGAUGCCUCAUAGAUGAUGGCAAUAAGUUUAAUCAUCCUUGUCUGGUUUCAUAUAUCUUUUCUUGAUAUUUGCUUGUCUUUUUCCUCCAUGAUAGGUUGCUUUAUGAUACAGAUAGGGGGUGGUAUAAUUUAGGGAUAUCAGUUGUGCUUAUAUGUAUGCUCUUGUAUUAUAUCUAAGAGGAUAUUUUCUCACUUUUCUACUCAAUUUUUAACCUUCAUAAUAAUUCCCUCACUUACUUGAAUUCAUGUGUAUUGCCCUUUAAAUGGUAUAACUAUCAUAAAAUUUUUUCUAUAUUAAUGCAUUAAUAAUUCUUUUUCAAGUAUCUAGUUCCCUAUUUAACAGGGAUUAAUAUGGUAUUUGGGUUUACUAAUAUGUAUUCAUGCACACUAUUGUAUUUAAACUGAUUUAUAAGCCUUUUGUGUUUUUGUUUUUAGUGGUUGCUAUGGAGCUUCUCUCCAUAGCAAAAACCUCCCCAUGAUGCUGCCGGACGGGUGGUCACGUGAUGCGGUAAUGACGCCGGCGCUACGUGAUGACGUCAUUUUGACGCACGCAUUGACGUCGGCGGAACCCGUGGGAGACCCGGUCUGA
Messenger RNA from Pelobates cultripes (western spadefoot toad), 4080 nucleotides. Lineage: Eukaryota; Metazoa; Chordata; Amphibia; Anura; Pelobatidae. The record is from the annotation of a GenBank genome assembly.